AUGGGGCACACGAAUGUAUCAGAGGAAGUUCACGCUCUGUCACUUCGCAGUGCAACAUAUCUAGGACUGUACUCGCUCGAGCACGCAUCGCUGAAUCACGCGCAUCGACUCUCGCAGGAGUAUGUGUCUGACGUAUUCGAUGCACUCCAUUCAGCUUCCAAGCGAUGGAAAGAACACCUCAACUCAACUGUGACAGUGAACAAAAAUACAUCAACGCCGGCGCAAAUCAGGGAAUUGGCCACACAAGCAUUAGAGCUAUCGUUUGCGACGCAAGGUCUCCGCGAAGCUUCUUCAUCUGCAGUUUAUAUACCCCCUCCGAUACCCCCGAAGCUUUGGACGGGCGCCCUGUCUCGUGCGUCUGAGCCAUCGACCGAUCACCGCCUUGCCGUCGAAACACUGCACACAUUGUGUCAAGUUAUCAUACCAACAGCAUCCGACAUGCAUCUGGAGUGUUUCCAGGAACGUAUCGAUAUGCAAGACACCAACUCCUCAUUAGACAAGAUCCAUACGCUCACAUGCGGUGGUCGCAUUAUCGUGCUCGACAUUGAGCUGGACCUUGCUUCUCAAACAUCUUCCUCGUGGAUACCACAUGUCUCGCUGCAGCUGUCAUUUGCAUCUGCGAAUGGUGCCCAGUCACCGACCAGCAAGGAUAGUGGGCUUGCAGAAGUCGUCCGCUUGCCACUCCAACAGCUGGCCCGCAUCAUGUUUGGCCUUCCUGUGGACCACCAACUUUUGCAGCGCUUCUGUAAGGGAGCUCGGCUCGAUUCUUCCUAUGCUCAGACAGCUGCUCUUUGGCAUUCCUUCACUUCCACACUUGCUUCACUCGCUUGUAUUGAUGGAUUACAUGCGUUUUCCCCAUAUGGUGACACACUUGAUGCAUUCCACGUCCUUGAGCAAUUGGGGUCAGCCGCACUCCAUGUCUGCUCAGUCGAAGCGGAUGAACUAGCUCAGCUUCACGCACAAAGCGUUGAUCCCGCACGCCCGCUUCACGACCAGCCAUCAAUCACUCGCUUGUUGCACCGAUAUGGACAUGGCCUUGCUUUGCAUCACUACCAUACCCCGUACUUGUGUAUUGCAUUCACGCCUGUCCACUCGGCUACCGUGCGCAUCGCACCCAGCGCUGUCCCCUUUGCGCCAGACGCAAAGCCAGCGUGCACACUCGUCUCAUCAGCACGCAUGCCACAGAUGGUGUAUGAGCCAUUCCAAGCUCGCAGUGCUGACUGUGACCAAGCACGGCCUUUAGCCUUCAUUGCUCACAUUAAGCCGGCGUUGCUGGUUCCGCACCGCGUCGCGCGCCACGUGUAUCUGGCACUCGGCCUCGCUCGCCACCACUUGUCGACAUCCAAGCCGCGCCGCCCCAUUCAUGGCUAUGUCGCCCAGCUUGUUAGGACGAGCCACCGGUUCUGUGCAUCACUUCGCGAUGAGGAAUGCCGCAGCAUCACAUCACUACCAUUCCAGAGUCUCGCGCAUUUGUAUGCUGCGCUGGAAAUCCUGCAGGAGCAUGCACAUUGGGCUGCCCUGUUGGCCAGCGCACAAGACGACCCUUCAGGAGAAAGCGGGUUAGUAACCACUCUUCAGCUCGAGUCUGACACCGAGCCGAGUAGCUCGUGGCUUCGACUUAGUACCCUCGUGAGCGAGCAGGACAUGGUUAUUAAUGCCCAGCUGCGUCAUCGUAAGGGUUGGCAGCUUCAAGCACAGGCCGUGAGCCUGAAGCAGCGCAUUUCCACGAACCUCCCCGACGACAAAGCGCACACUUUUGCCGAGUCUCUAAACAUGUGCGCACAACUGGGAGGCCUUGUUAAUGAUCUGCUGGCGUGGACACGCACACUACAGUAG
This is a messenger RNA of Malassezia globosa CBS 7966, 1836 nucleotides long. RefSeq lists its product as uncharacterized. The transcript has a single exon. The record is from RefSeq and is a predicted model, not a curated record. The coding region runs from base 1 to 1836 and encodes 611 amino acids. Lineage: Eukaryota; Fungi; Basidiomycota; Malasseziomycetes; Malasseziales; Malasseziaceae.